AUGCUCCUGGACGAGGCGUCGGCUAACAUCGAUGCGCUCACGGAUGCCACGCUCCAGAAAACGCUCAGGACCUGCUUUACUGGCUCCACGCUGCUGAUCAUCGCGCACCGGCUGUCGACCAUCGCUGACGCCGACCUACUGGUGUGCAUGGACAAAG
Molecule: messenger RNA, 157 nt
Organism: Symbiodinium necroappetens
Lineage: Eukaryota; Dinophyceae; Suessiales; Symbiodiniaceae
Source: the annotation of a GenBank genome assembly